AUGGAUGGCCAGAAUGUUCAAAAUGCCCAAGCCGAUCAAUAUACCCAACCCAGUCAACCCGACCAAAACGCCCAAAACGACCAGACCGAGAAAGAGCAGCUGGACAUCAACGACAAACUGCUUGAAUCCAUCGAUGCCCGCCGAAAGCAAACCAGGUCAAAGGGGAUGCUCGCGAAGAGUCUUCUUUCCCUCCAGAAGAAUCUAGCUGGUGAUGCUCCUGUUCCUCCGGUUUUGGAUAAAGAGGAUGAUCAGGGUCCGGCUGGGUUAGUUGGGGAAAUUGAAUCGGCAGGACAGGUUGAAGAAGUCGAAUCCGAAGAACCUGCUGGAGAAGUUGAACAGAAUGAACAGAUCGAACAAGACAAAGAAGCCAAGCAAGAUGAAGAAGCUGAGCACGGUGAACAAGCUGACCAAAACGAUCAAGUCCAGCAAGAUGAAGAAGUCAGACCCGUCGAAUCAAUCCAGCAAGCCGAACACGUUGAACGAGCCGAGCAAGCUGAUGAGACUCAGCAAACAGAGCAGGCUGAGCACACUGAACAAAACGACCAGGUCGAACAGAUCAAGCAAGACGAACCGGCCGAAAUAGUCGAACCAGCAGAUGAAAAUCCAAUGGCUCUUGUGCUUUAUUCAGGGAAACGCCAAACACCCAUCGAACCCUCUUUUAACGACAAUUCUAUGUCAAUCCCGAAUGUAUUCGAUGAAGUACUCGACGUACCGAGUUUGGAGUUUGAAGCCGAUUUUUUUCGAAUACUCGACACCGAAAACACCACUCAACCAUUAUUUGAUUUGUCGAAUGAGACAUUUGGUUCUCUGCCACUCGACUUCACCCAGCUGUCUAUGCCAGAGUUUAAUGGCGAAUCUGCAUUACAACCCUUUCCGAACAUCCCAGAUGAGGUGACCGAUGCUGUUCUGCCAAUUACCAUCGAUGAGCCUGCUGAAACACAAACGGCUGGCUCUUUUACCCAGACAAGUGGUUUAGACUGGACCAACGACCUCACAAUGGUAGAGGAAGACACAUCCAAAUUUCAUGCAGUUGAAGCCUGGUAUCAGGGCCUCAAAGAACCUACAUUGGCAGAUACAAUCCGCUAUCAAGCAGCCGUCCAGGAAGAAGAAGCUCGGGAAAAGCGACUGGAAAGCCGGGAGGCUUUGAAAGAACACGAAUCAGGCUCGACAGAUGAUGAAGCGCUCUUUUGCUCUGACGAGGAGUCAGAAAUGCCGCCUCAUGAGGGACCUAGCAAUGGUGACCCUGGGCCAUCAAGCUCAAUUGGUCACAACAAGCCGAAGUCAAAGCCACGGGAAAGGAAGAAUAGAAUCUCUGCAGAGGAGAAGCGGAGAAGCAGACAGGUUGGUCUCGAUAUUGCUCUCGGAAGAGUGCAGAAGAAAGAACCCGGGAAUACACGAAAACGCAAGGCCAAUAAUACUGGCCCGAAUCCUGGACAAAAUGCCGGAGGAAAGGGCAAUCGCAAGAAGCAAAAGACCACAGGACAGGAUGUUUACCUGGAUGGCCUCUUUGCUCAUGGUAUUGUUGAAGAUGCGGCCGCCAACGCCUCGCUCCCAGCGAUCCCAAGUCUUGCUGGAAGGAACAAAGACAAAGCACUUGCCGAGCUUAUCGCCAGUAUACCUAAUGCGGAUCAAGAUGUAAAGGAUGAUAAGAAUAAAGUUUUGGCAGCGACAAGGAGAUUUACCCACAGCGCGAAGAGUGAUGAUCAAGGCGGAUGGAAAAUUAAAGGCUUGCGGACAACCUUAUACCAUCACCAGCUUUUAGGAGCAGCUUUCAUGCGUGACCGAGAAAACUCAUCUCAAGGACCAUUCGGGGGUCUUCUUUGCGAUAUUAUGGGGUUUGGAAAGACACUCCAGGCUCUAGCAAACGUGGUUGAUGGCAAGCCAUCAGAUCCAGAUGAUCCAGUGAAAACAACACUGAUUGUUGUUCCAUCACAUCUUGUGUCACACUGGAGGGACCAAGUACUCAGGCACUGCGACGUCAGCGCCAUUGGAAGGGUGCUUGAGUAUCAUGCCAGGGCAAGACUGUCGUCCCUGGAUAUCGUCGGCACUAUCCAGCUUCACGAUGUCGUCAUUACUACUUAUGAAGAAGUCCGAAGGUCGUAUCCGAAGAUUGAAUUCUCGGGCAACAUGAACAAAAGUGAAAAGGAAAUUACAGAGCUGUGGGAACAGGCUUACGAAGAAGAAGUUGGGCCUCUGCACAAGAUCAAGUUUCUACGAAUCAUUCUCGACGAGGGACACUUGAUCAGAAACAUCUCAUCUUCGACCUCAAUUGCUGUCCGGGCCCUUACUGGGAAAUACAAAUGGAUCUUGACUGGGACGCCUCUAAUCAACUGGGUCAGAGAGCUCUAUACAUACUUUCAGUUCCUGGAAGUUCCGCGCAUCGGCCAGUACCAUGACUUCAAGCAGAACUAUUACAAUCCCGGCGAUGGUCAAUCCCAUCAGCGCCUCGUAAAUUUACUCCGAUCUAUCCUCACCCGUCGGACACAUUCAAGCAGGCUCUUCUCUUUGCCAAUCAUCAAAUUACCGGAUCUUAGCGAACGAACCAUUACGGUGAACUUCUGCGACGUUGAGCGAAAGAUCUACACAUUGAUUGAGCUGGGUGGUAUCGCUGAAGUCAAUGGUCUUGUUGGACUUAACGAUAGGAUAGCCCAAAUCGAGUGUUUCCUAGUUAUGAUUUUAAGGCUGCGCAUGUUCUCCAGUCAUCUACUCACCGCACAAUUCUCUGUUAAAAAGUUGUUGACAGAUGAGGUCAUGGGAGAAAUCACCGCACUAUCCAACCAAAAAGACACAGAGCAUCCGUCCUACAAGAUUGCAACGUGGCUAGCAGCCUUGAGAAAUUCACUCCCAAUCCCGCCAAAGCCAGCGACAUCCGGCGGCACAAUGCAAGCGCAACCCGACGAGUCAGCACAACUUGACGAAUACCUUACUGGGGAUAGAGAGGAGCUCAUCCGAAAGUUCCGUGCGUUCAUGUGUGAACUACAUGGGGAAGAGAACUGGGUUGAGCGACUCGAUAGAGGAAAUUGCCCUAGCUGUGGAUACCUAGGGGAGGCGUCAGUCAUUACGUCUUGUAUGCAUCUGUACUGCGAAGAGUGCUACUACAUUCUCAAGGAAAGCACAGCCCCCGAGGAUGGAAAGCCAAUAUGCAUGAGGUGCAAUGUGACCAUCCAAGAAGCCGCUCGCUAUGGAACUGUGGACAACAGCAACGUGGAAGAGUCGCUUCCUGAUCCUCCAACGCAAACAACGCAAAAGAAGGGAGGAAAAUCUAAGAAGCCAAAACAAAGCAAGAAAGCCGGCAUGGCCAAGUAUGGAAUGUUCAGUGACGAGUCCCAGACACAGCAAAAAGAUAACAACAAACCCGAGAACAAAGAAGGCGACAAAAAAGGCGACGACGAAGUUGAUUGGGACAAAACAAACGUUGCUCUUCAUAUGCCCGGCACUAAAUUGACCCAGACAGAAAAAUUGAUUGCAGGCUGGAUAAGAAAAAACAAAAGCGUCAAAGUAGUCAUUUUCACACAGUUUCUAGGCUCUGUCCGAGUCCUGUCGGGGAUGUGCUACAGGAGAGGUUGGAAGCAUACCAUGCUGACAGGAAAAAUGCCCAUGCAAUGCCGUGACGAAAAUAUGCAGGAAUUCAGGGACAAAUCCGAUGUGAGGAUAUUGAUUGCCUCUCUCAGAGCUGGAGGAACAGGUCUCGACAUGUCAAUGGCAAACAAAUGCAUCCUGAUUGAUCUCUGGUGGAACGAGGCCAUUCAAGAACAGGCAUUCAGCCGGAUUUACAGAAUCGGCCAACAGAGAGAAGUUGAAUUUGUCAAGAUCGUCAUACGAAACUCGGUAGACGACAGAAUCAUGAAGCUCCAGAGACAGAAAACAAAGGAGAUCAAUGGGACCAUUGGCGAAGGCGUUUUGGAGGGGAGAGAGACAAUCAUGGAACUAAUCAAAAUGUUCGGGACAGUUCAGGAGCAUGCGGGAGGUGGUUUCAUAAUCAUCCCGAAUGCUAAAGAUGAUUAGUGAUGGACACCCCUUGUGUUCUCUGCCGUUGAUUCCAUGGCGUUUAGUUUCUAUAAAGAGUUCUGAAUCUGGGACGGGAGUUGCGAAAACCAGGAGUUAUCAGAGGAAAACGGAUUUUACAUUUUCGAAGGGAGUUUUGUCUAUUCGCAGUCAAGGUUUGGUCUAAUUGGAUUACACUCGAAUCCUCGAAUGGCUGCAUGUUUAUUUGGAGGCACAUCUGUUGAUUGACUUAGAUACCCACUUAGUUAUGACAUGAAAUGAAACGCUUCAAACGUUUCCACAAAU
Aspergillus wentii DTO 134E9 is the source of this 4290-nucleotide messenger RNA. Its product is annotated as putative SNF2 family helicase. The coding region runs from base 1 to 4005 and encodes 1334 amino acids. Gene Ontology annotation, molecular function: ATP binding; ATP-dependent chromatin remodeler activity. NCBI's taxonomy places the organism in Eukaryota, Fungi, Ascomycota, Eurotiomycetes, Eurotiales, Aspergillaceae. The record is from RefSeq and is a predicted model, not a curated record. The transcript has 13 exons.